ACAGCUGAUUUCCGUCAUAAUUCGUUUACCGCAGCAAAAAGCGGGGUUGAAAUUUUAAUUGGCUUUUCAUAACAGAAAGUAGAAGUGACAACUUUUCCACUAUGUUAAAGCUGGUAGCACAACAACUACAACAGCAAGUGCGCCAGGUGUCCCGUGCUAGCGCAGUCAAUUACACCAAGGCCACAGCUAGUUCCGCCAGCGGUUCCACGCCAUCGAGAGAACAACAACAACAACGUAAGCAACUGUCAUCGAUUGAGGUAACCAAAGCGCUUGAAGGUUGGCCUGAAAAACUACGAAAGGCUGGUGUUGGCGAUAUUGAUUUUAAUUUAAAAUGUUUGGUAGCGCAUGUUUUGGGCCAAAAAUUCAAUACGGUGAAAGGAUAUAACGAUUUAGUUUUCAACGAUGGCCAACUGCAAGAGUUUCAGCGGCUAUGUGAGGCACGUUGUGCUCGUAUGCCACUUCAGUAUAUCCUCGGCGAAUGGGACUUCAUGGAUUUGACCCUGAAGACUGCGCCUUCCGUAUUCAUUCCACGUCCUGAAACAGAGGAAUUCGUUUCCAAAGUCAUAGAAGCGUAUCGCGAUGUAAAGGAGCCGAUUAAUAUGUUUGAAGUUGGUUGUGGCUCAGGAGCUAUGUCACUGGCUAUUUUACAUGCUUUACCCAAUGUGCGAAGCACAGCCAUUGAACGGGGUAAAAUAGCCACGAAUUUAGCUAGGGAAAAUGCCAAGAUACUGGGCUUAGAUAAUCGGUUCACAGUGUAUCACCACACAAUGGAAGUGGACAAGUAUGUGCCGCCAGAGUUGGCCAACCAAACAUACGAUUUGAUAAUUGGCAAUCCGCCCUAUGUAAAGUCUGAAGAGUUCCCUCUCUUGCAACCAGAAGUAGUAGCCUACGAGAACUUGAAUGCAUUGGAUGGUGGUCAAGAUGGUCUACGUGUAGCUCGUCUGGUUUUCAAUUUAGCAUGCGAGCACUUGCGGCCUGGUGGCAAAAUGUGGCUGGAAUUAGGAGAGGACCAUCCACCGCUGGUACAAACUAUUAUGGAUACACAAUAUGAAGGUCGCUUGCGUUUCAUUGCUGGUUACAAAGAUCAGUAUAAGCGCAAUCGCUUUGUAGAAAUUGAGAAGGUCAAACCUGAAGUUGAUAAAUAGGUGAUAAAUGGGCACUUGUUGACCAAUACAAAAGCAUUGGAAGCUAAUUUUCUCGACUUCGAAAUAUUAAAUAUUUCUGCAAAUUAGCCCUAGUGAUAAAAAAUUAGCAAGUAUUUUGCUGUAUGCAUUUAAAAUGCACCGCAUAUAUAAAUAGAAAAUAAUUUAAUUUAUUCAAAGAAAGUUGUUUGAUGAAACCUGUAUCUGAAGCCUUACUUAGUGAGGAAUGUAGCACUUUAAGCAUUACCGCUUCAUAAAAGAGUAGUUCUUUCAAUAUUUAUUAUUCGAAAACAAGCAAAAUAUGCCGAUAUCAAUGAUUGAAUUUAAAUUAAAAUAAACAAAACUAAGCUUCAGUGCUUGCAAAACGUU
Anastrepha obliqua is the source of this 1511-nucleotide messenger RNA. It is a transcript of the gene HemK1, whose product is annotated as MTRF1L release factor glutamine methyltransferase. Gene Ontology annotation, biological process: protein methylation. Bases 102 to 1145 code for a protein of 347 amino acids. Gene Ontology annotation, cellular component: mitochondrion. Gene Ontology annotation, molecular function: protein methyltransferase activity; nucleic acid binding. The transcript has 3 exons. Lineage: Eukaryota; Metazoa; Arthropoda; Insecta; Diptera; Tephritidae. The record is from RefSeq and is a predicted model, not a curated record.